This is a messenger RNA of Sinocyclocheilus anshuiensis, 1126 nucleotides long. RefSeq names its product oxygen-dependent coproporphyrinogen-III oxidase, mitochondrial-like. Gene Ontology annotation, cellular component: cytoplasm. The transcript is spliced from 5 exons. The coding region runs from base 149 to 1126 and encodes 325 amino acids. Gene Ontology annotation, molecular function: coproporphyrinogen oxidase activity. The record is from RefSeq and is a predicted model, not a curated record. NCBI's taxonomy places the organism in Eukaryota, Metazoa, Chordata, Actinopteri, Cypriniformes, Cyprinidae.
ACCUCGAAAAGUCAAGACACGCAUCCGCGGGCAGAACUGUUGAGGAACUACGGGCAAAACUGCAUAUAGUAACUUUACACCCAUUUAUGAUCAUCUUAUCAAUUGGCAGGUCGUGGACCGAUACAGUUAUUGUCGCUCAGUAGACAAAAUGACUUCUAUAGGUUUGCGCACAAUAAACAACUCAGCGAGAUCAAUAGCAAGACUGUGCCAAGUGUCCCGCUCUGCGCAUGGCACAGCUGAUUUCCACUCUUUCGUAGCCCGUUACUCUACCCUCCGUAAAUGUGCCUUUCUUCCGGGAGGAAAAUGGUCAUUCAUAAGAGCAGGAACGAGACAGAUGUCUCAUGCAUCGCCGGGGAGGAUCUCACUCGGACGGUACGGUAAAGGUGUAUUUCUGGCUGCUGGGGCAGCAGCUGUCACAGGUGUUCUGACGGCAGGUGUAAGUCACUUUCAGCGGGCCGAAAUGGCAACGAAGGUAUCCACGGUUGAAGAAGAAGAGGGGGACAUACGGGAGAGAUGCAAGUCGUUCAUGUCUCUACCAGUCACUGACAUCAGGGUCUUGGAGCAGAGGAAAGACGCGAUGUCUACGAGAAUGGAGAUGCUCAUCAUGGAGACACAGGCUGCAUUCUGUAAAGCCCUUGAGGAGGUGGAUGAAGGCACGUUCAAGGUGGACAGAUGGAGUAGAAAGGAAGGUGGCGGUGGCAUCAGCUGUGUGAUGCAAGAUGGGACAGUUUACGAGAAAGCGGGUGUGAACGUGUCCGUGGUGUUUGGGAACCUCACUGAAGAGGCCGCCAAGCAAAUGCGCAGCCGUGGAAAAGUUCUGAAAGGGAAAGAUGGGAAGCUGCCGUUCUGUGCCAUGGGCGUGAGUUCAGUCAUACACCCAAAAAAAACCCACAUUCCCACAGUGCACUUUAACUACAGAUACUUUGAGAUUGAGGAAGCAGACGGCACAAAGCAGUGGUGGUUUGGUGGAGGAACGGAUCUCACUCCUGUCUAUGUGGAUUUGGAAGAUGCCACCCAUUUCCACAAGACUCUGAAGAAAGCAUGUGACAAGCACCAUCCUAAGUACUACCCAGACUUCAAAAAGUGGUGUGACAAUUACUUCUACAUCCGUCACCGAGCACUUUAG